CCGGCCUUAGCGGCGGCGCGGCGCUCCCUCACAGCGCGGCCCGGCGGGAUGGCGGCGGCAGCGGAGCGGAGCCGCGAUGGCAGCUGCCACUUCCAGCGUUCCCGGCUCAUCUUUAUGAUCGCCAUCAUCUUCGGCAUGGUCGUCCUUGGUUGGGUAACGCUUUGGCCUUCAACUAUACCUUAUAGUUACUUGGGAAUAUUUGGUACCUUCCUUAAUUAUUUAGUGGAACACCACCACAAGUGGGUUUGCUACAUGUUCUGGGUAUCCUGGUUGAUUCACAUAGUGGAAGCUCUCUAUGGUAUCAAGAUGUGCCAAGCUAAAGGAAUCACUGACCCGGCUGUUCAGUUCCAGUGGUUUGUUCAGACCCUUUUAUUUGGAUAUGCUUCCUUUGGUCUCCUGGUGUCUUACAAGCCUGCAGCCAAGAAGCAGUACUAGAAGACAAUGAAAGAAGUCACUUCUCACCUACUUCAUCUCUUUUUUCUGAAAAGACCCCCACAUACAUGUCUAGGUGCUAUAAUUAACUAAAUUACAUUCCUGCUGCAUGAUGCAGUGCCCUUCUACCCAAGCAACUCUCCUCUUACUAAGCAACACAAUUAAAAUUCACAGGGCCCUGUGGAUAGUUCAGUAGAAAAUCAGCCCUUCAGUCUUGGCACUGCCAAAGUUUAAUCCUAUUUAUUAUGCAAGAAGCCAAAAGUUGAUCCUCUGCAGAUUUUGACAUGUAUACUGUGUCACUGACAGCUGGUAGCAGUGGCUAAUAAAUUACCUUUCCAUGAGAACAAUUUUUCUUCUCCAACAGGGAGUGUUAUUGAGAGCCAGAAGGCAGCUUGCACCUGUUUUGUAACAGGCUUUAAAUUUACCUAUCUUUUCUCUACAGGACUAACGUUGUUGUUAAACCCUGCUCUUUUUACUUUGUUUUGUCUGCUUAUUUUAUUCCACAAAGGACAGACCACUGUACUGCUGCAGGCACAUUGAAAAGACCAGGUCUCAGCUCAGGCUGAGACGCAGUGAGCUUGGAUACAUAAAGCACUUUAACUUGGUUCAAUACAAGUGCCUUAAAAGUCAUGCAGCAUGACCUCACCUUUUUAAUGAAGAUUUUAAGUUAUGAGUUAUUAUAGUAUAAAGUAGCUUUGAGGACAGCUUUUUUAAGAAGUAGUUUAUGAUCCAAAGAAAAAAAAAAUUAUCAUUCAAAAAUCUAGCUGAAAAGUUGACAUUUGGGAAUGAAAUUAGAUGUAGUGAAUAAACAUAUAGCACUGUUUCCCAGGUCUUCUGAAACCUAAGGUUGAGAGACCAUCAUAAGCACCCCUCAAGAGUAUUUCCUGUAUGUGUAGUGAGUCUUCCAUCAGAUUGUCUUUAACUUCUGAAUAUUUGAACAAGAAUUUAACCUGUGUAGUUUUAGCACUUUUAAAAGGAAUAACUAUUUAAAGUACUAACUCUGGUGUGGGGAGAAGUUUUACCAUGCCACUUGGCAUGAUCCUGUUCUGGAAGAAAGGGUAAGAAAAGGUUGUUCUUUCUCCAACCUCUAAGAGCUCCACAAGGCUGUAACAGGUGACUUUGUGCCUUGUGCAGUACCUGCAGACUGCAACACUUUGAUGUGGGAAGCCUUACUCAAGCACAGGUACAUAAAGUUUUUGCUUUCAGUGGGUACUGAAAGCAUGGAGAGCUGAAGGAUUUGAUAUGGUGGUUUGUGGUUUGGGUUUUGUUGUUUAAUGGCAAAUUGUUAACUUAAGCAUUUUAUAGAGAAGCAGAAACUCAUUUAAUGGCUAGAAAUCCAAUGGGAAUGUCAAGAGCCUGAGCUACGUUUCACUGUGUAACCUUUUGUCUUAGUCUGUGAUCCUGGAAUAAAGAUUUUUUUUGAAAGUGAA
This is a messenger RNA of Catharus ustulatus (Swainson's thrush), 1862 nucleotides long. RefSeq names its product transmembrane protein 254 (gene TMEM254). The coding region runs from base 49 to 435 and encodes 128 amino acids. The transcript has 4 exons. Lineage: Eukaryota; Metazoa; Chordata; Aves; Passeriformes; Turdidae. The record is from RefSeq and is a predicted model, not a curated record.